This is a messenger RNA of Argentina anserina (silverweed cinquefoil), 2708 nucleotides long. Its product is annotated as cycloartenol synthase. Gene Ontology annotation, molecular function: intramolecular transferase activity. The record is from RefSeq and is a predicted model, not a curated record. The coding region runs from base 170 to 2473 and encodes 767 amino acids. Gene Ontology annotation, cellular component: lipid droplet. Gene Ontology annotation, biological process: triterpenoid biosynthetic process. Lineage: Eukaryota; Viridiplantae; Streptophyta; Magnoliopsida; Rosales; Rosaceae. The transcript is spliced from 18 exons.
AAGAAAACUAUAACUUCUGGCGUUAAAAGGGGUGUGUAGUGAGCAUUGAGCAAAUUGGAGGGUGGUUUUGGAAUUUCUUCUUUCAUACUGUAAACUCCAGUUGUCAACUGUUGAAGACAACAAGCUCACAUAACAAAAAAGGACUCACAAUCUAAAGCCUCAAGUCAAAAUGUGGAAGCUGAAAAUCGGAUCAGACACAGUAAGAGAAGGCGGUGAUCAUCAAUGGCUGAGGAGUGUGAACAAUCACUUGGGACGCCAAGUUUGGGAGUACCAUCCAGAGCUUGGGACCCCAGAAGAGCUUCAGCAAAUCGAAGAUGCCAGAAAAGCUUUCUGGGACAAUCGAUUUGAGACCAAGCACAGCUCUGACCUCCUCAUGAGAAUUCAGUUUGCAAAGGAGAACCCAUGUGUGACUAAUCUACCACAACUCAAAGUUAAAGAUGCAGAAGAGGUGACUGAAGAGGUCGUGACAACCACAUUACGCAGGGCUGUUAAUUUUUAUUCAACAAUCCAGGCACAUGAUGGUCAUUGGCCUGGGGAUUAUGGCGGUCCCAUGUUUCUACUUCCUGGACUGGUUAUUACACUUUCAAUUACAGGAGCUCUAAAUGCUGUGCUAUCCAUAGAGCAUCAACGGGAGAUGUGUAGAUAUCUCUAUAAUCACCAGAAUAAAGAUGGGGGAUGGGGUCUGCAUAUUGAGGGCCCGAGUACCAUGUUCGGUACUGCACUAAAUUAUGUUAGCUUGAGGUUGCUUGGAGAAGGUGCUGAUGAUGGAAAAGGGGCAAUGGAAAUAGCACGAAAAUGGAUUUUAGACCAUGGUGGUGUGACUGCAAUUACUUCAUGGGGAAAGAUGUGGCUUUCUGUACUAGGGGCAUAUGAAUGGUCUGGAAAUAAUCCACUACCGCCAGAAGUGUGGUUAUGUCCUUACUCUCUCCCAGUUCAUCCAGGAAGGAUGUGGUGUCACUGUCGAAUGGUGUAUUUGCCUAUGUCUUAUUUAUAUGGGAUAAGGUUUGUUGGACCAAUUACACCUACAAUCCAGUCAUUGAGAAAGGAACUAUAUACAAUCCCAUACCAUGAAGUUGAUUGGAAUGAAGCUCGGAAUCUAUGCGCAAAGGAAGAUCUAUACUAUCCACACCCAAUGGUUCAGGAUAUACUGUGGGCUUCUCUUCACUAUGUACUUGAACCAGUUUUUAUGCGAUGGCCAGCAAAAAGAUUGAGAGAGAAGGCUUUAAACACUGUUAUGCAGCACAUUCACUAUGAAGAUGAAAAUACUCGGUACAUCUGCAUUGGGCCUGUUAAUAAGGUGUUAAAUAUGCUUUGUUGUUGGGCGGAGGAUCCAAACUCAGAGGCAUUUAAGUUGCAUCUUCCGAGACUACAUGAUUAUUUGUGGAUUGCUGAAGAUGGCAUGAAAAUGCAGGGCUACAAUGGGAGCCAGGCAUGGGAUACUUCUUUUGCUGUACAAGCAAUAAUAUCUACUGACCUUGUUCAUGAAUAUGGACCUACUUUAAGAAAAGCACAUGAGUACAUAAAAGAUUCUCAGGUCUUAGAAGAUUGUCCUGGUGAUCUAAAUUAUUGGUAUCGUCAUAUUUCAAAGGGUGCUUGGCCGUUCUCAACAGCAGAUCAUGGAUGGCCUAUCUCUGACUGCACCGCGGAAGGAUUGAAGGCUGCCUUAUUACUAUCGACACUUCCAACAGAAACAGUCGGGGAAUCAUUGGAUAUUCAGAAACUAUAUGAUGCCGUCAAUGUUACCCUUUCAUUACAGAAUGAAGAUGGAGGAUUUGCAACUUAUGAAUUGACUAGAUCAUACAGGUGGUUGGAGCUAAUCAACCCUGCUGAAACAUUUGGGGACAUUGUUAUCGAUUAUCCAUAUGUCGAAUGUACAUCAGCAGCAAUUCAAUCACUUACACUAUUUAAGAAAUUAUAUCCUGGACAUCGGAAGGAAGAAAUACAAAACUGUAUAGCUAGUGCUGCAAAGUUCAUUGAAAAGAUACAAGCAACAGAUGGCUCUUGGUAUGGUUCUUGGGGAGUCUGCUUCACCUAUGCUGGGUGGUUUGGAAUAAAGGGUUUGGUUGCUGCAGGAAGGACUUAUGAUGACUGUUCUAGUAUCCGUAAAGCUUGUGAUUUUUUGUUAUCCAAAGAGCUUGCUUCAGGUGGAUGGGGAGAAAGUUACCUAUCAUGUCAGAACAAGGUGUAUUCAAAUCUUCAGGAUAAUAGGCCACAUAUAGUCAAUACUGCUUGGGCUCUGUUGGCCCUUCUUGGUGCCGGGCAGGCAAAGAGAGAUCCAAUGCCAUUGCAUCGUGCAUCUAGGAUACUAAUAAAUUCUCAGAUGGAAAAUGGAGAUUUUCCCCAGAAGGAGAUCAUGGGAGUUUUUAAUAAGAAUUGUAUGAUCAGCUAUUCAGCAUACAGAAACAUUUUCCCCAUUUGGGCACUUGGAGAAUAUCGUUGUCAGGUAUUGGAGGGCUGGAGGCCCUCUGAUUGAUUGUUCAGCUUUUAGCACCUGUGAUAGUGAACCGCUAUCCGAUCUAUGUAUGAGAGCUUUUCUCAAACUUGCUCAAAUUAGUCUAAUCAAAGAUGAGCUUUGUUCUUAAAUUUCUUGCAUCCUCAAAGAUGAGAACAGUGAAACUUACUCUGUGAAAUGAGUUGCCAAUAAAAUAAAUAAAUUGUAAUAAUACUACAAUAUAUAUCCUAUUCACUUGCUACCAUAUUCAGAUUCA